AUGCGCCUCCCAUCUAUCCUCCCCUUCUCCUUCUCCCUCACUCUAUUCCUCACCCUCACCCUUGCCUCCGCAAACACCCUAAACAUAACGGUCAUCAACACCCACAACAACCACUCCACCCUCGAAUGCUGGGCCCUCGAAUGCUGGGCCCUCGAACCGGGUUUCCAGUCCUCGACACAAGCUGGUACAUCGGGUACUCAAGCAUUGAAUCUCGGGCCUAUCGGCUCGAAUGCAAGUUAUACUGUUCUUCCCGCGGGGUUUGAUGGGGGAGACAUAAUGCGCCUGCGAAGCAGUAUAUGGGUAAUUUUCCUCACCGGCCUCGCACACAUAACCCUCCCCAACACCACCACCACCUCCUCCUCUUCCUCCUCCAAGACAGAAGCCUGGAUUACCGGCGGUAAACAUGGCGCAAUUCUCACACUGGAUACACCGGAUGUUAGUACCUGGGGCCAUAUCACGAAAUACCCCUCGGAUCAGGAGACGGUUGCGUUGCAAAUUCCCCUGAAAGAGGGGGAAGUGCCGGGGCAUGUGGUUUUGUAUGAGGGGGUUGUGUGUGGGGGAGGAGGUGGAUGGGUGAGUGAAUUGGGGGAUUUGAUGGAGCAUGUAAUGAGGGAGAAGGAGAUAAAAACUCAACCCAUUCUGGUACAAGAACAUUAA
Molecule: messenger RNA, 657 nt
Organism: Penicillium subrubescens
Lineage: Eukaryota; Fungi; Ascomycota; Eurotiomycetes; Eurotiales; Aspergillaceae
Exons: 3
Coding region: 1-657 (218 amino acids)
Source: RefSeq, a predicted model, not a curated record